UAGACAGCUGGUGUAGUCUGACGUCGGCCCAGGGACAAGAGCAUCUCUUGGAAUGGAGACCAGCUGCUCACAAUCUCCUGGUGAACACCUACCUGACCUUGUCCUCUUUACAGAAAGCCCUGAAGCCAACAUGUCGACCCCACAAAGUCAGGCCACUCCAGGAUUAUAUAGUAUUCGUGAUUCUCACCAGAUGGUGUGGGUCCUGGAGGGAAGCUCUUUAAUCGCAGUUCCUUCUAGCAGCAAUGUCAAACCUGUCGUCAUUUCCUCACUACCAUGCACAGAUGCAAACGUCCCUAUUGAAGGAAAAGGCAGCCUGAUAUACUUGGGAGUCAUGGACACAGACCUCUGUUUGUUCUGUGCAGAAACUGAGGGCCAGCCUACUUUGCAGCUUAAGGAGAAAAAGAUAAUGGACCUCUACAUGGAGAAUGAAGCGCAGCUGCCCUUUCUCUUUCUGCACAGCAUAGAGGGCUCCACCUCCACCUUCCAGUCGGUCGCCUAUCCCGGCUGGUUCAUAGCCACUUCCUCUGAGGUGGGACAGCCUGUCAUCCUCACCAAGGAGAGGGGCAAAACUUACAACACCAACUUCUUUUUCAGUUCUUGGACGGGAUUUCAGUGA
Molecule: messenger RNA, 616 nt
Organism: Phyllostomus hastatus (greater spear-nosed bat)
Lineage: Eukaryota; Metazoa; Chordata; Mammalia; Chiroptera; Phyllostomidae
Gene: IL36B
Product: interleukin 36 beta
Exons: 5
Coding region: 53-616 (187 amino acids)
Biological process (GO): cellular response to lipopolysaccharide; cytokine-mediated signaling pathway; positive regulation of gene expression
Molecular function (GO): cytokine activity; interleukin-1 receptor binding
Source: RefSeq, a predicted model, not a curated record